GUCACAAUUCAUCAAUUCUUAACCAGCGUUUUUGUCCUCAGCUUGUGCUCCAUUUUCAGCUGUUUUUUCUUAAUGGCGCAACACGAGUCCAACCUCGAUCUCAGUCAUCUGGAGUUCAGCUUAGUAAGGGAAGCGUCUCAGCUCCGAAGUAAACAGUCCUUGUUUCCUUCUGCAUUUACGUGAUGUCAAUGUCCUGUUGGACUGCUGUUUGGAUACAUCCACUUUGGCAUAUUUUAUGCCAUCCCAUCAACUUAUCAGGGACGGCUGCGCUGAUCUCCCACCCAUGACGACAUCCACUCAUCCAACCCCGUCAGAUUGUGCCCAAACCAUAUCCGUUGGGGAGCAAACGUUUUUGGGCUGUAUUCCCCAGUUUUCUCUGAUGAACAAAUCAGAGUUUAGUUCGGUCAUAUGGGAUACGGUCGAUUUAAUCUUAGUGUCCAAUACACACAGUUUGCUAGGAUUACCGUUCAUCUGUGCUUCAACCAGCUUUCGUGGUCGCGUUUUAGCAACGGAACCGGUUGUGCGAUUUGGGAAGGUUCUUAUGGAAGAUAUUUUGGAUGCUCUAGAGCAACUACCGCCCUCAGCACCGUUUGACGCCGCUGAAUUAUCAAAACAGACAAAGUCGUCUGCUUCUUCUCUUGAUGACUUGAUAUCCGGCCCUCAGAAAGUUUGGCACUCGGUAUAUUCACGUGAACUCAUUACCGCCACGUUGAGCCGUAUUCAACUGGUCGCCUACCAUGAACCCGUGGAUAUCUUCGGGUUGCUGACCGUUUGUGGCUCAAGCGCCGGUUUCGGAAUUGGCAGUUGUAACUGGACCCUCACUUCUCCAACAGAAAAGAUUGCCUACUUAUCACACACGUCCCUGCUAUAUUCCCACGUCUUGCCAUUCGAUGAUACUAUUUUCACGGAUGCUGACAUACUGAUUGUGGGUGCAAUCAACCUAUUGGGUGGAAACCAGCUGGAGAAGAUGGUCAGCGAAUUUCGGCACAUUGUGGUUCAAACGUUGGCCCGUGGCAGCCACGUGCUCGUGCCCACAAAUCCGUGUGGUGUACUAUUCGACCUGAUAGAGACAGCCGUACACGCGAAAGAGAACUUCAAGGGAACUCUGCUACCUGUGUUUCCACCGGACACAACAGAACCCAAUGUCAUCAACUCUAACUCAGCUGCGACCACACAGACAACUGCUCACGCGUCCACAUCCCAGCCUUCUGAGAGCACAGACUCCAACCACAGCUCUGCAACCUCGGAUCGCCCUAUGGCUGCUACCCAGGGAGGCUCAUCGCUAGCUGGCCGAGUGGCCCGUUGCCCCAUAUUUGUUGUGUCCAGUCAGAUAAAUGCAAGUCUGGCCUACGCAAACUCUUAUGGCGAGUGGCUGAAUCCGGAGAAAGAAGCGCUAUUGUACACCGCAGACGCCCCUUUUCCCUUCCAGUUGCUUCUUCAAUCAGGUCAGCUUGUCCGACUCAAGAGCUUGCACGAGACUCCUGGUUCUAAGGAUUUGGGCGACCCACAUUCGCGCUGCAUUUCACCCACCAACACCCCCCUCUUGCUUGGACCGAAUACACACUUAGGUGAUAUGUUUACCUCCGGAACGCCAUCUUCAACCAGCCCAACAGCUUUAGUGGACCCCACCACCAUGAUGGCGUUGGCUUCCGCAUCUACCACUCGUGGUCGUGCUUCGGGACUAACUGGGGGUGUGUGGCCAGGGUCACCGUGUGUCAUCUUUGCCAGCCAUCCCAGUCUUCGUUUUGGAUCGGUUGUUCAUCUCAUCCGGGCGCUGGCCUAUGGAGACCUUCGACCUGGAGGUCGUAAUACGAACCAAGCUGCUCCACUCAAACACUCAAUCAUCUUGGUUGAAUCUGCCGAUUACGUCCCAAGAUCCUCCCUUAUCGCUUCACCAGACCCAUCUAGCCAACUAUUGAAGCAUUUGAUCACUCCGUACCUUGGUGCUCGCGGAGACGACCGGUUCAUGACCACCAAGUCACCCUCCGGAGUGACCACUUGCAACUUGAGCGAUUCGGCCACCGUAUUUUGGCUCCCGAUGGAGGCCCGUUUGAGACCGGAAGAAUUGCCCCAGCUGCUAUCACGUGGCGGAUCUCCGAAACUGGCUUUGUGUGUACCCGCGGAGAUGGCAUCUCGUUUGCCAGGUGGUCUGCUUACAGGAUCUCGUGCCGUCCACUUCCUCUCUUGCGGCCAGAAAAUUCGCAUCCCAAUGCUAAGUACUCGCAUGCAGCCAGUACGUGUGUCUGCCCAAUUGAUGCAACACCUCCGCCCUAUCUGCCUCACGGAUCAGCCGUCCAUGCCGUUGGACAACAAAGCUUGUAAGGCGCCCGUGAUGAAAGGUCCCUCGGACCCACGAUCCAAGCCUUCCUCUCUGUCAAAUCUACUUCCAGCGGAAACGAUACUGACAUCUCAAAAACCAAGUUAGAAAAUGAUCAACCGUUAGCCAAGCGGCCAGCACUGGCUGAUCCAGCAAACCGCUCUUACUGUGCCCUCGUUGAUGGUGUGCUAACCACACGUGAUGGUAAGCACUGGCUUAAUGAGACGACCGUCUCUGGUCCUGAUUGUCGCAGCGCCGUUCGUACCCUCCUCCCAUCCACACCCGUGCAUCUGGCUGCCAACGCCACAAGACGCACUGCAGAGACGAUGGAUAAGUCCGGCAUCAGUGGCACGCAAGAUGGCCGCAUUUUCGUCAGCCGAACUCCCCGUAUCGAUCCAUUCCGGCUGAUCAAGGAAUUGACCGAGCGUGGCGUCACCGGCGCAUAUUUGGCUGAUCCAUCGGCAGCUACGAGCCGUGUUGCUCAACGCUUUCUGAUGUUCAACUUUGAUGAUGCUGAUGAUAAAAGCAGCUCAAAACUCUCCCAGACUAAUUAUAUCUUGUUUCCAAACCCGAACACUGCAAUUCAGCUUUCACCGCAUGGUAGUCACAUCCUAGCGGUCGAUGAGGGCACUCGAACCACUAUUCGUGACAGUAUCUUGUCCUGUCUCCAGCAGAUUGACACUUGACUUGGGCCGGUUGAUUGAGUUUGCUUUGUAUUGAAUACACUUUGUUUAUACAUACUUCCCG
Messenger RNA from Dicrocoelium dendriticum, 3064 nucleotides. NCBI's taxonomy places the organism in Eukaryota, Metazoa, Platyhelminthes, Trematoda, Plagiorchiida, Dicrocoeliidae. The record is from the annotation of a GenBank genome assembly.